Messenger RNA from Esox lucius (northern pike), 6307 nucleotides. Its product is annotated as sodium bicarbonate cotransporter 3. Lineage: Eukaryota; Metazoa; Chordata; Actinopteri; Esociformes; Esocidae. The record is from RefSeq and is a predicted model, not a curated record. Gene Ontology annotation, molecular function: sodium:bicarbonate symporter activity; monoatomic anion transmembrane transporter activity; solute:inorganic anion antiporter activity. Gene Ontology annotation, cellular component: apical plasma membrane; basolateral plasma membrane; plasma membrane. The transcript has 27 exons. Gene Ontology annotation, biological process: regulation of intracellular pH; bicarbonate transport; transmembrane transport. Bases 321 to 3992 code for a protein of 1223 amino acids.
GCCUGCGUUUGCUCUUGGCUGGUAAAAUUAAAUAUUCAUCGUGGCAUGGGAUUGGCUGCUGUGAGAGAAUUGGGCUGUGAGAAGGGAGCAGGUCUGUUUUAAGGCAGGAAGCGCACUCGCGCUCUCACUGCGGAACACUGACGGUGCUGGCAACAACAGCUCAGGAUUUCUGUUUCUCAGUGAGUGCUUUGACAGAUACAAAAAAAUACUCACAGAAACACACACACACGGGCGCGCGUGCACACGCACUGGGAGAUAACGGAGAGACGGAGCCGGCUUACGCCACAGCUGCGUCUGUCGCCGCUGAUGUUUUAGCCCAGAUGGAAGGGAACCAUGAAGGGGAGCAUGUGCUGACGGGUCUGGAUGAGGAGGCCAUUGUUGACCUUGGGAAGACCAGCUCCACCACCCACACCAACUAUGAGAUGGAAGAGCUGGAGAGCCACAGGGCAGUCUACGUCGGGGUCCACGUGCCACUGGGCCGCGAGAACAAACGCAGGCACCACCGCAGAGGACACAAACACCACCGCAAGAGGAGGGAUCGGGAGGAGGAGCGUGAGGACGAGGACCGCGAGGACUCCAGCUAUGACACGCCCUCCCAGCGGGUGCAGUUCAUCCUGGGUACAGAGGAUGAUGAUGUGGAGCACGUCCCCCAUGACCUGUUCACCGAGCUAGACGAGUUGUCCUUCAGAGACGGGAGUGCCACCGAGUGGAAGGAGACCGCCAGGUGGCUGAAGUUUGAGGAAGAUGUGGAGGACGGCGGGGAGCGUUGGAGCAAGCCCUACGUGGCCACCCUGUCUCUACACAGCCUGUUUGAGUUAAGAAGCUGCAUCCUCAAAGGGACUGUUCUGCUGGAUAUGAGAGCCACCUGUAUCGAGGAGAUCGCAGACAUGUUGAUCGACAGCAUGGUGGCGUCCGGCCAACUAGAGGAGGAGCUGCGUCUGAAGGUGCGUGAGGCAAUGCUAAAGAGGCACCAACACCAGAACGAGAGGAAGCUCAGCAACCGCAUCCCACUGGUGCGCUCCAUCGCCGACAUAGGCAAGAAACAUUCCGACCCGCUCUUGCUUGAGAAAAACGGGGAGGGCCUCUCCGCCUCCUGCCACUCCCUGAAGCCGGGGUCCUCCGUCUCCAGCCUGUCCCAGAGGCGUGAGUCGCGGGUCUCCGUCCUCCUCAGCCACCUCCUGCCCUCUUCUUCCUCUACCGGGGGACCCUCUCCAGGACCCUCGCCCUUCGCCACCCCCCACAACACGCCCCCUACUCCCCGCAGAUCCCCAGGCCCUGCCCGCACCCCGGGCCCUCCCUUUGGCCCUGGCCCCUCCCCAGGCCCCCAGGCGAUCCCGGAGGUGGUGGUGUCGCCGCCGGAGGACGACGAGGCACCGAUCACAGCCGCAGCAGGGGACGGCGAGGCGGAUUCGGCUCGGCGACCAUCACUGCAGACUGCCGGGCUCCAGCGGCUGCCCUUAGAAGGGCCACUGGUGUCCACUCACUCUGUCCCCAGCAACCUGGAUGGCAGCAGCAAGGCCGGAGACAGGAGGCCCUCCAAAGUUGGGGUGGACAUGAACUUCAUGAAGAAGAUUCCUCCGGGUGCAGAGGCUUCCAACGUGCUGGUAGGGGAGGUGGACUUCCUGGAGAGGCCCAUCAUUGCCUUUGUCCGCCUGUCCCCUGCUGUCCUCAUCACAGGGCUUACGGAGGUGCCUGUUCCCACCAGGUUUCUGUUUCUGCUGCUGGGUCCACAUGGUAAAGGCCCUCAGUACCACGAGAUCGGCAGAUCUAUGGCCACGCUCAUGACCGAUGAGAUAUUUCAUGAUGUCGCAUACAAGGCCAAAGACCGGACGGAUCUGCUGUCUGGGAUAGAUGAGUUUUUGGACCAAGUGACAGUCCUGCCCCCUGGUGAAUGGGACCCCACGAUACGAAUCGAGCCACCGAAGAAUGUCCCAUCGCAGAUGAAGAGGAAGAUGCCCUCCCAGGUCAACGGGUCAUCUUCGCCCACUGGGGACACAUUAAAGGAGGAUGAGGAAGGCCAUGGAGCAGGGCCCGAGCUGCAGAGGACUGGGCGGAUCUUCGGAGGCCUGGUGAUGGACAUCAAGCGGAAGGUCCCAUUCUACUGGAGCGACAUCCGAGACUCGUUGAACCUGCAAUGCCUGGCCUCCGUCCUGUUUCUGUACUGUGCCUGCAUGUCCCCGGUAAUCACCUUCGGCGGGCUUUUGGGCGAGGCCACCAAGGGUAACAUAAGUGCCAUAGAGUCUCUGUUUGGGGCAUCGCUCACCGGCGUAGCUUUCUCUCUGUUUGCGGGGCAGCCCCUGACCAUUCUGGGCAGCACGGGGCCUGUCCUGGUUUUCGAGAAGAUCCUCUUUAAGUUCUGCAAGGACUACGGCCUGUCAUACUUGUCUCUGAGGACUAGCAUUGGCCUGUGGACGGCGUUCCUCUGUCUGGUCCUGGUUGCCACCGAUGCCAGCUCCCUGGUCUGUUACAUCACCCGCUUCACAGAGGAGGCCUUCGCCGCACUCAUCUGCAUCAUCUUUAUCUAUGAGGCCCUGGAGAAGCUCUUCCACCUGGGGGAGUACUACCCGGUCAACAUGCACAAUGAGCUCGACAACCUCACCUUCUACACGUGCCAGUGUUCUGCACCAGCCAACGCCUCUGCUCAGAUCUUACAAACGUGGAACGAGACAGGACACACACAGGACUCAAUCUCCUGGAACAGCCUAAAUGUGUCGAUGUGUAACCUGCUCCACGGAGAGUUUACCGGAUCUGCAUGCGGUCACCGUGGCCCUUACAUCCCAGACGUCCUCUUCUGGUCCAUCAUCCUCUUCUUCACUACCUUUUUUCUCUCCUCCUUCCUCAAGGAGAUCAAGACUGAACGCUACUUCCCUACAAAGGUGCGCUCCACCAUCAGCGACUUUGCUGUUUUCCUGACCAUCAUGAUCAUGGUGCUGGUGGACUAUCUCAUGGGCAUCCCUUCUCCUAAACUCAAUGUACCUGACCGUUUUGAGCCUACUUCUAAACAUCGCGGCUGGCUAAUCUCGCCGCUGGGCACCAACCCCUGGUGGACCAUGCUGGUGGCAGCGCUGCCUGCUCUGCUUUGCACCAUCCUAAUUUUCAUGGACCAGCAGAUCACGGCCGUCAUCAUCAACCGUAAGGAGCACAAGCUCAAGAAAGGCGGUGGCUAUCACCUGGACCUGCUGGUAGUAGCGGUGAUGCUGGGGGUGUGCUCCAUCAUGGGCCUGCCAUGGUUCGUAGCAGCCACCGUGCUCUCCAUCUCCCACGUCAACAGCCUGAAGGUGGAAUCGGGCUGCUCGGCCCCUGGGGAACAGCCCAAAUUUCUGGGCAUCAGAGAGCAGAGGGUCACCGGCUUCAUGAUCUUUGUCCUCAUGGGCUGCUCCGUCUUCAUGACCUCAGCGCUCAAGUUCAUUCCUAUGCCAGUGCUGUAUGGGGUCUUCCUUUACAUGGGUGCCUCUUCACUUAAAGGCAUUCAGUUCUUUGACCGUAUCAAGUUGUUUGGAAUGCCAGCCAAGCACCAGCCUGACCUGAUCUACCUGCGCUACGUUCCCCUGUGGAAGGUUCAUGUGUUCACCCUGGUGCAGCUCAGCUGCCUCGUACUGCUGUGGGUCAUCAAGGCCUCCGCAGCCGCCGUCGUGUUCCCUAUGAUGGUGCUGGCCCUUGUUUUCAUUCGGAAGCUUCUAGACUUGUUCUUCACUGAGAGGGAGCUCAGCUAUCUGGAUGACUUGAUGCCAGAGAGCAAGAAGAAGAAGGAAGAUGACAAGAAGAAAAAGGAGAAGGAGAAGCGGGAGGCCUGUGCUUUACUGCACACAGUGGAAGAGGUGGGCAUGAACGCUGUGAAGGUCCAAUAUGACGGCGGGAACUUGCUGAAGAUUCCCGUCAAAACUCUUUCAGGGAGAUCAUACAGAAUAAUCGCUCGUGCCCUUCCAACGGAUGAGGAGGUGGUAGUGCCAGGAGAAGGUGGCCUGUGUAAGAGUCAACAUGGACACCUCUGAAGCAGUAGAGACAGCCUUGUGAUGGAGGAGAUCCUGUCCUACCCCCCCUUCCCCUUAAGCACACAGAGGGCCAGCUGAAUACAGUAAGCAAGGUGAGAGGGUGAGCCAAGACUGGAGCAGGUCAGUUGUGCUGGUCUUUUGGAAAGCCUCUCGUGCAAUUCUACUUGGACAGCAGUUGACAUCCACUGGCCUUCACCAACCCAGUUUAGUUUUGGUGAUCCUGAAAGCCCCCUAAAGUGCACAGAGGACUGACUUCUGCGGUGGCCCAGUACAUAGGUGGGAAACUUACCAACCUUACCGACAUUUCUCACUGACCCUCACCUUUUUGGGUCAGAACUCCAUGUCAACCAAUCAUUAACCUCGCACUGCCACCCAAUGCCAAAGGACAGGGCCACCACCACCACGCUAAUGCCGAAUCUUUUUCGAUUGUCACAUAUGCAUGAAUUUAGGUCAUUUAAAAAGUUGUAUUUUCUCAUGCAAAUGUUUUUGCAAUAUUUUAUUACAAUUUAAGAGAUUUACAUUUACAACCUGUGGUUUGAAACAGCGCAAUUCAGAUCUGUGACUACAUUUUUUCCUUAAAAUAAAGAAUAAUAAUAUAUAUUUACAACAUUUACUAUACAGUACAUAAAACAUCUAAACCAGCCAAACCAGCUACACCAGCUCAAAUCACUAAAGCCAUGAUUCAGGUUAUUUUGAUUUUAUCAGUUUCUACAUGUUAGAUGAAUACUGGACUGCUAAUGAAAAUGAUCGAACACCAAGAGAAGAAUGUACACAUUAUAACUCCAAUCCCCUAUAAUCUGUCUUGAUUGUCAAAGAGACCUAAAAUGUUGACAGAAAGGUUGGAGUGGCAAGAUCUUUUCACUGUACUGUAUUGUAUUGUACUUUAUACUCCAGUAAGCUGUAAUCUCUGUAUUGAUAUCGUUGCCCAAAUCAAGUUGUUCAGCUGGAGAAGGUGUUUUAAGUGUAUGUCACUGUUAUGGUGUUUCAGUGGUUUUUAUGUUGUACGUUUUAAUGGACAAUUCUGUAAGGCCAUAUUAAUUGAAGGCAUCGGUAUAAUGGCUGUAUUACUUUAGAUUUGUUAGGUAGUAGCAAGUAGUACAUAGGUUAACAUUUUGUUAGAUAUGAAAGAACAUAUGAAGAACUCUUGCUAAAAGAUCAAUCAGCAUAAUUUCUGAUUGUGGAAGUGCUUUACAGUCAUUAUCGAUGUUGGUCACUACUUAUCCAGUCAGAUUUAUGAGAAUAGUAAUGAAUAGACCUAUUCUGUUUCUGCUCAUUCAACUCUCACAGUAUUGUACCAUUUUAUGCUGCUGAUGUUUUGAUACAGCACUACCUGUUAAAUGUAUCGGUAACUUAAGUGUUUGAAAAUGGAUUUGUUGAAACAGUAACAUUUGUUGUAAUUUCAUAGUUAUUGUUCGCUUCGCACACAUGCUCCUUUUUUAGCAAUAAUAGAGAAGUGCAAUGCAAAUAUCUACAGUGAUAGCUCUUUUUAGCAUUCUAAGAAGUGUUAGGGCAAAACAAAUAAUGUGCACCCUACUGGGUCCCAAAGACAACACUGGGCUAAGGGGAGUUUGACAAACCCAUCUGCUCUUGAUUAUAUUAAUGUUUAGCUGACGACAGACAAUGGCUUACGUGCCUUGUGGAUGCUAUUUGUGUGUCUCUUCAUAUUGUAAACAUGUAGUAUUAAUGUCUAAGUAGGACACAAACGGCCUAGAAUGCCAAAGAAAGACGAGGAAACUAGGAUGGCGUAUCAUCCGGCUCAUAUUUGUUGAAACUGAAGUUAAAUAUGAAAAUAGUUGUGAUCUGAAUGUUUUUGUCAAAGUCAUAUCUUCCUCGACCAAAUUGACAGGUGAACUGAGUUGCAUUCGGUUUGCUACGUUCCUGAACUAUUUGUUCUCACACAACAUUAUUGAAAGGAUUUGAAUGUACAUUUAGUCAUGUUUCAUUGUUUUUUGGCAAGGUGUUGCUUACCUUACGUAUGUGAAAGACAAUGGCCAUGUUUAACCCACAAGAAACCUCUUCUACAUUCUGGUAGGCUUUGGAACAUAAAAAUUAACAGAACGCAACAUAGAUGUUACGUUAUAAAUAUUAAUUAAAUAGUACUUCUUCUAUCCUACCCAUUUUCAGUAAAUACAUGAACUGUACUGUAUGUCUUGUACAUCACAGAUCUACUGUUUGUUAAAAAUGGUUCGAAUUGUAAUGUGCUGUAGUCAAUGUUUCAUGUGAUAUUCUGAAUUAAUUUUGUUAAAUGCAUUAGUGAUUAUUCACCAAAUUAAUGUUAACACAUAACACGGGAAAAUUAAAGAAAUCUAUUAUAU